AUGAAUGGAACUGGAGAUGAACCCAAGGACUUCAUUAAAUUGAGUGAAGACAAGCUCUCUGCUGACGAAGUAUCAGCCCUGGUGGUUUCUCCCUGCUGUGGGGCUGUGUCCCUCUUCAUAGGCACUACCAGGAAUAACUUUGACGGGAAGAAGGUCAAACACUUAGAAUAUGAAGCAUAUGCACCCAUGGCCGAAGUGGAACUAAAGAAAAUAUGCACAAAUAUAAGAUUAAAAUGGCCCUCAGUCAGACAUAUAGCGAUACAUCAUAGACUUGGUACGGUUCCCAUUAGCGAAGCCAGUGUGAUUGUGGCGAUCUCGACUCCUCACAGAGCAGAAUCUCUUGAGGCUGUGCAGUUCUGCAUCAAUACGUUAAAAACAACCGUACCCAUCUGGAAAAAGGAGGUCUAUGAAGAAGAAUAUUCCUGGAAAGAAAACAAGGAGUGCUUUUGGGCUAAGACAGUUGAAUAAAACUCCUCCAACCUGGAAGAUAAUUUGGCAAAUUUGCAGGAAAUCUCAUGAACCAAUGCACAAAGUAUUUUAAAGGAAUUCUCUGUGUUA
Messenger RNA from Euleptes europaea (tarantolino), 558 nucleotides. RefSeq names its product molybdopterin synthase catalytic subunit-like. The transcript has 4 exons. NCBI's taxonomy places the organism in Eukaryota, Metazoa, Chordata, Lepidosauria, Squamata, Sphaerodactylidae. The record is from RefSeq and is a predicted model, not a curated record. Gene Ontology annotation, biological process: Mo-molybdopterin cofactor biosynthetic process. The coding region runs from base 1 to 468 and encodes 155 amino acids. Gene Ontology annotation, molecular function: molybdopterin synthase activity. Gene Ontology annotation, cellular component: cytosol.